AUGAGGAAGGAGGAGACUGCUAGAAAUCCAAAGGUUAUUUCCCUGUUCUGGAUGUUUCUAUGUCGAUUUCUUUGAGCUGGUGGUCUUUCCUUGCUUAGUUCGCUUCCUCCUGGCAGGCUUCAUGGCCGAAACAGGUUGUCCGGAAAUGGCUCAAUCUUAAAGGUGGAACAAAGGACUUCCAUUCUGACUGCAGGUGCAGCAGUAAGAACUACCGUCUUCUCUCCUCUCUCUUGUCUUCUUCUCCGUCUUUCCAUCUUCACUGAUGGCAAGCGUACAGGCGGGAGGGACGGAGUCCAGCAGAGGAGGAAGAGCUGUUCGGACAGAGACGGUGUUCUUCUCCAAAGGAUGGUGGCUCCCGGCGGAUAUCUGGACCACACACCCAAAUUCCAUGUAGAGCCAACAGCAGCAGCAGAUAACGUCAGGUAGGCGCUGUGGGGUCGUCUUCUUCAUCCUCCUCUGUCUGGCUUCUUUCCAGGGAGGGGAUCCUCUGAAACUGGCUAGGGUUAUGGUGCAGGGUCUUCGUAGGGACGUGGAAUGUGGGAGGGAGGGCUCCCCAUGGAGGACUCAACCUGAGGGACCUGCUCCUCUCCCCCUCUCCAGUCGACAUUUACGUCCUCGGGUUCGUACUCUGAGUCUCUCCUUUCUCUCUCUCUCUCUCUUCUUGGUUUUCCCUGGCUGAGAAUUGCUCGCGACAGAUUCCAGGAGAUCGUCCCGUUGAACGCAGGGAAUGUGUUGGGGGCGGAGGACAAGGGGCCCGCCGCCAUGUGGCUCGCCCUAAUCCGGCAAGCGUUGAACCACCCCAGGAGAGCCUCCUUUGCCGCCUCCCGCAGCGGCAGCUACGGCGGCGCCGCCGCUAAGCUGGAGAAGCCCCGGUUCAGCUUCUCCGAUCUCCUCUCCCUAGAGGGCAUGAUGACCAAGACGAUGGCGGAGGAAGACGAGGAGGAUCCCAGCACCAGCCCCAACUCCGGCGACGAGGGGUCGUCGGAGCUGCUGCUCCCCGCUGGCGGCGCUUACCGUCUGGUGGCGAGCAAGCAGAUGGUCGGCGUCUUCCUCUGCGUGUGGGUCCGCUCUCACCUUCUCCGCCAUGUCACCGGCCUCCGGGUCUCCUGCGUUGGCCGCGGCAUCAUGGGCUACAUGGGCAACAAGGUCCCCCUCUCUCUCUAUCUCUUUCUCUAACCCUCUCUCGCUCUCUCUGUGAUGGUGACGAUUGGGGGGGGGGGCGUUUCGGGCUUUUGCAGGGUUCGAUAUCGAUCAGCAUGACGCUGCGGGGGACGACCUUUUGCUUCGUGUGUACCCACCUUACGUCGGGGGAGAAGGAGGGCGACGAGCUCCGGCGGAACGCCGACGUAACAGAGAUACUCAGGAAGACGAGGUUCCCCCGUCCCUCCUCCUCGCCGGCGCCGGCGACCUCUCCGGCGACCAUCUUAGAACACGAGUGAGCAGCUCCCACAGCUUCCUUCCAAACACCUACAUAUAUCUACAUAAUUCCUAUUCUAAAAAGCUAACAAGAAACGAGUUUUUUUCUCAGCAAGAUCAUAUGGCUGGGGGAUCUGAACUACCGUCUAGCCGGCGGCGGCGGCGAUACCUCGGAGCUGCUGCAAAGGAGUGAGUGGACGGCGCUGCUGGAGAGAGAUCAGGUGGGUUGGGGUGGGGUAGGGCGUCUUCUUUCUUCUUCUUCUUCUUCGCUCAUGAGAGGUCGCCGGUGCAGCUGCGGAAGGAGCGGAGGGCCGGUCGAGUCUUCGUGGGAUGGGAGGAAGGCCGGAUAUGCUUCCCCCCAACGUACAAGUACGUGGCCAACUCCGACCGCUACGCCAUGCAGACGGUCAACUCAAGAGAGAAGCGGCGGACCCCUGCCUGGUACGCUCUUCCCCCUUCUAUUCCAUCCACAGCACGUUAGUAAGAGGGAGAGAGAGAGAGAGAGAGAGAGAGAGUCUGUUCGAUGUCUGUCCCCACUCUCUCUGAGCUGUUCUCUCUAUCUCUCUCCUGUGUGUCUGAGAUGAACUAAAGCAGUCACUGUUGAGCCUUUGACCAGUCUCGUAUCCUCUUAAUGCCCUUAUCCGUUUAUGGCUUCCUGGCUCCGUCGUCGAGACGGCGGCGGCGGCGGCUCCGCCGGAAGCUGGGAUGGGAACAGGGCGAGCUCAACGUGGGCUCACGAGGGGGCUAAUUCCUCGGUCUUUUGCUGUCGUUUCUGUCUUUAAAUCUCAUGUUCGUGACGUCUGGUUUCUGCGGUGGUCCAUGCAAUGUGGGCUUUUGCAGGUGCGACAGGAUCCUCUGGAGGGGGAAGGGAAUGAAGCAGGAGAGCUACGUCAGGGGGGAGUCCAGAUUCUCGGACCACCGCCCUGUCUGCUCUGUCUUCUCCGUCCUGGCGGCGCCGGGUGGCGGCGGCUCCGCCGCGGAUCCCGGCGACUGCAGGCGGCGGCCCCCCGGCGGCGCCGCCUCCUCCUGCGCCCGCGUGCAGGCGGAGGAGCUGUUCCUCCUCUCGAGGACUCAGAGCUGCCUCGAGGCGCCCAGAUGCUGA
This is a messenger RNA of Spirodela intermedia, 2518 nucleotides long. Lineage: Eukaryota; Viridiplantae; Streptophyta; Magnoliopsida; Alismatales; Araceae. The record is from the annotation of a GenBank genome assembly.